AUGAUGGAGGAUAAAGGGCCUCGUGUAGCCGACUACUUUGUGGUUGCCGGCCUCACCGACUCGUCCAAGCCUCUGGAGGAGGAGCUCCACUUUGAUGAUGCCGGUCCCAAGUCUGUGAAACCAAAAGCCCCUAUCACCGACGUAGCUGUGGUGAUCCGUUCCCUUGGUGAAGAGGUGCCCACGGGUUUCACCUGUGUUGAAAGCACCCCCUCAGGCCUGUCUGCAGAGCUCAAUGCAGCCAGCCUCAGGGGCCCACAGAUAUUCUUGUGUUUCAAGCGAGGCAGAGAUAAGCCUCCACUGACAGAUCUUGGGAUUCUGUAUGAGUGGAAAGAGAAACUGAAAGCUGGAUGUCACAUCGUCCAGACCACGCCCUCAGGUCGCCCUGCCAACAUCAGCAGCUCAUCAUCCCAACGCAUCUACAUUACCUACCGCCGCGCACCGAAGAGCCAGCCCCACACUUCACUGGCUGUCACUGAUGUCUGCAUCAUCAUCCCCGGGAAGGGGGAGACGCCCCCUCACACCUUCUGCAAGGUGGACAAGAACCUCAACAGCAGCAUGUGGGGAUCCUCAGUCUACCUUUGUUAUAAGAAGUCUCUGGCUAAAGCAAACACAAUCGCAUAUAAAGCAGGUCAGCUGUGUAGGUACCCUGAAGAGGACUACGAGUCCUUCCCACUGCCUGAGUCUGUGCCUAUGUUCUGCCUACCCAUGGGGGCAAUGGUUGAGUGCUGGCCAGCACACACCAAACACUCCCUGCCUGUUUUCUCCACAUUUGUACUGACGGGUGCCUCUGGAGAAAAGGUUUACGGAGCGGCCAUCCAGUUCUAUGAGCCUUACUCAGAAGAGAACCUGUCGGAGCGUCAGCGCUCGCAGCUCGGCCUGCCAAGCGCCGAUCUCGGACCUGAUGGGCCCAGGAAUGUUUACAGCAACAAGAGCAUCUGUCUGCUCUCCCACUGGCCCUUCUUCCAGUCCUUCAGGAGCUUUCUCACUUUCCUCUACCGAUACUCCAUCUCUGGCCCACAUGCCCUGCCUAUUGAAAAGCACAUCUCUCACUUCAUGCAAAAUGUGCCAUUCCCCUCAACUCAGAGACCACGCAUCCUAGUGCAGCUGUCUCCACAUGACAGCCUGAUACUGAGCCAACCUGUGUCCUCUCCACUGCCUCUCAGUGGUGGCAGCCUCUCCACAUUACUGCUGAACCUGGGCCCGAAGAACGCAGCCACUCUGCUGGUGCUGGCUGUCACAGAGCACAAGAUCCUGGUUCAUUCACUGCGUCCAGCUGUGCUCACGAGUGUUACAGAGGCCCUUGUGUCUAUGAUAUUCCCCUUCCACUGGCCGUGCCCCUACAUCCCUCUGUGCCCGCUGGCACUGGCCGGUGUGCUCAGUGCACCGUGCCCUUUCAUCGUUGGUGUGGACUCCCGAUACUUUGACCUUUAUGUGCCCCCAGCUGACAUCAGCUGCGUAGAUUUGGACACCAACACAAUCUCCCAAAAAGAUGACAAGAAGGCAUUAACGUGGAAAAUCUUGCCCCGGAGAGCCUGCAAACAUCUUCUGAAUACUCUGAAUAAACUCCACCAGCAGCUCACGGAGGGCGGUCAGCUGAACCGUGAAGAUGUGCAGAUGGAGCACACAGUAACUGACAGUGAGCUCAACGGUGGGAAGAGCCUCCACACUCUGGAGCUGGAGAUCCAGGAGGCCUUCCUGCGCUUCAUGGCUGCUAUCCUGCGAGGCUACCGCUCCUACCUGCUGCCCAUCACCCAAGCCCCCUCUGAAAAGACCACGGAUGCCACCUCCCUCUUUGACAUACAAGGCUUUCUGAAGAGCAGAGACCGCUCCCACCAGAGGUUUUACUCCCACAUGACCAAGACUCAACUGUUCAGCCGUUUCAUAGAGGAGUGCUCAUUUGUCAGUGAUAAAGAUGCCAGCCUGGCUUUCUUUGAUGAGUGUGUUGAUAAGCUAUUCACCACUGGAGGCAAGAUGGACAGUGAUCGGCCGGAGGAAACCAGACUGAUAGAACUAGAUGAAUCCUACCGCAGUGAGCACACGGUCUACAUCAACCCUCCAGAGCUGCCUCCACUACCCCAGGGAGAAGAGCAUCCUCUGUGCUAUAGCUACUCUGGGUUCCCUGUGCUGAAUGCUGAGCUUCUGGAGCCGCUGGAGGGACCAAAUCCUCCAUCAGCAGGCAUGGCCUCACGGCACAGCAGCCCAGCCAGCCCUACGGCCAUCUUUAGGCGCUCUAAACAGGAGAUCAGAUCAGCUCAAAGGAUGGCCAAAACCUAUUCAUCAAUGCCUCAGAUGUGGUCGAAGUGUCUGCUGCGCCACUGCUACGGCCUUUGGUUCAUCUGCCUCCCAGGGUUUGUUGACACCUGCCACUCAAAGGUGCGAGCUCUGCGUACAGCUUAUGAUGUGCUGAGGAAGAUGCAGGACAAGAAGUUGCAGGCUCCAGAUGAGGUGUGUUACCGUGUGUUGCUGCAGCUGUGUGGUCAGUACAGCCAGCCGGUCCUUGCUGUCAGGGUAUUGUUUGAGAUGAAGAAAGCUGGAGUUCAACCCAACGCCAUCACCUAUGGGUAUUACAACAAGGCGGUGUUGGAGAGCACCUGGCCCUCCACCACCAGAGGAGGCUACUUUUUGUGGGGAAAGCUGAGGAACGUGGUCCUAGGUGUGCUCCAGUUCAAGCAAGCGGGAAGAAAACAACAGACGCCUCACAGAGAUCCUCAGCUUUCAGACGGCAGUGAUCUUGACACAGUCAGUCACGGCAGUUUGGACAGUGCUAAUGACUCUGCUGAGCGCACGUCCAUCGACACUGACUUCACUAAAAUGGACUCCAGUGAUGACGGAUUUAGUACAGGUGGACAGUCAGACCAAGGCUACGAUUCACUAUCCAAAGAGGAGGAGAGGAUGUGCAGCAGAGAGAGUGACAACACACCACUGGUGGGAGACAAAGGACCGAGGCAGUCCACAGCUGAGAUCGAGAUUCCAAUCAGCAGCAUCUCUCCUUCUACAAGAAACUGCAAAUCAACACAUGUCAGAGCAGGCAAUGGCAUCAGGCUGGUUUCCAGUCCAUCUAGUGACACCGUUCUGUGUGGAGUUCUUCCAAAGAAAGAGAGGCCAAAAUCUCUGGACCUGUCUGGUGGACAAGGAAGCCUAAGGCUCAACGUCCCUCACCUUGGCUCAACAAAGCAGCAUCACCUAGCUGCUGACAGACUGCACGGGGUAGAAGAAGAGGAGACAGAGAUUGAUAAACAGAAACCUGUGGUAGAGAGAAGUGUGGACAAAGUGAGGCCAGGUGUGUCCAUAGAGAGGAGUGUGAGCUGCAGUGCUGGGACUGUAAGCAGAACAGGUAUUGAGAGGGGGUUUGAUCCCCUGUCACUGUUGACGACAGAUGCGUCACAAGAGUGUGAUCAGGAGAACAGCGACACGCCAAAGGCCCGCCGCGACCUCGCUGAGGAGAUUGAGAUGUACAUGAAUAAUGGGAACAGCCCUCUGAGCAGCCGCACACCCAGCAUGGACCUGCAGAACCCCUCAAGCCCUUUGUUUCGCUCUGCCUCGUCUCCUCACACCUCCCCACGACCCUCCACCCUGCUCCGCUCCAACACCCACCUGCCACUGCCUGUGAAAUCAAGGGAGAGACUGAGGCCAUCGCCAUCUCUUCCUCUGGGUGUCUGUACCAAAGACAGGGAGAGGCCUUCCUCCUUGGUGUCACCCUCCUCACCUACUCCCUCCUCCUCCUCAUCGUUCUCCAUGGAUUCAAUGUUCACCCCAACUCUGGACAUCUUCAAGAGCAGUGUCUUAUCAGCAGGGAAGGGCAUGGCGGGGAAGGCCAGCCGCCUCUACUCUCGUUUGUCCUCCCAGACUUCAUUAACACAGGAUGCAAACUGUGACCGGAUUAGUGUAUCCUCACUGACCUCAGGAGAGGCAGACUGCUCCUCACUGCUUGAUCAUGACUCCUGUCUGGACCCAGAUGGCUUUACCUCCCCACAGCACGGCAGCAUUUCCCGACUCAGGAGGAGUCCGGUUGUGGGUCAUACCAACCUGGGCAGCCCCAGCACCCCCAACAGAGUGUUCAGACACAACUCCUUCUCCGGUGGUUUGGCGCUUUCUUCUAAAACCCCUCACACUCCAGAUUCCUCCCCUGACACCAGAUGCUUCCAACCCACUCCCAAUUACACCAUAGAGGUGCUGAUGUCCAGCUGCUCACUUUGUAAGACGUGUGACUGUCUGGUGUACGAUGAGGAGAUCAUGGCUGGCUGGACUGCAAACGACUCCAACCUCAACAGCUCUUGUCCUUUCUGCGGCACAGCCUUCCUGCCUUUCCUCAAUGUGGAAAUCAAAGACCUGAGACCACAGAGCAGGUCUUCUAAGGAAAGUAAUCCUGUUACAGAGGACGUCACGUCGGCAACUCUCAAUCCUGAGGCCAAAAUGUCUGCGGCAGAAAGUGCAGCUCAGUCAUCUGCAGCUCCCCAGGAGACGCAGGGCAGCAGUAAGAGUGCUGAGCCGACUCCAGUGACGGUGCCCUACCUGAGCCCUCUGGUUCUGUGGAAGGAGCUGGAGAGCCUGCUGCUAAAUGAGGGCGACCAGGCCAUCUCCUCCCAGAGUGUUGUCGACCAACACCCCAUCGUCUUCUGGAACCUCGUGUGGUACUUCAGGAGGCUGGAGCUGCCGAGUAACCUGCCCGCUCUCAUCCUGGCCUCCCAGCACUGUAGCCAUGGAGACCAGACUCCUCAGAGUGUUUCUUCCGAGGACAGUAAGCAGGUGCUUGUGAGGAUUAUGUGGGACAACCUGAAGUUGCACAAAGACAAAGUUCAACCCUGCUAUGUCCUGUGGAACUCACAUUGUGCAAACUCCCUGGUUCGCUCUGGGCUGUGUGAAGAAGGCCAGCUCUUCACUGUGGAGCUACUGCAGGGUUUUGUGAGGAGCACUAAGAAGAGUGAUGUCUAUCAGCCAAUGAGCCAGAUCAUCCAACUGCUAGGGCCAGAGCUGGGCUUUAAAAGACAGAGGAGCCUGUACCGAGAUGUAUUGUUCCUCGCUCUGGUAGCUUUGGGAAAGAACAACAUUAAUAUAAAUGCUUUUGACCGGGAGUACAAGUUGGCGUAUGAUCGCCUCACCCCAAACCAGGUUAAACUGACACACAACUGUGACCGGCCCCCUGGAGCAGGAGUCAUGGAGUGCAGGAGGACUUUUGGGCAGCCCAGUCUGUAAACUACUUCUCUUCUUUUGUUUUUCCUUCAACCAUGGUCACUGCUGCUGGUUUUUUUUUUUUGGACUGCUCCUCAGACUCAGGGUCAGCUCACCUGAGUAGAGCACAGAGCUCUUAAGCACAACGGGAAAAUGACACUUAAUGUAAAGCACCUGCCAUGAGUUUAUACUGUUAGAGCGGAGAGACGUGGACUGACGGCCUUGUGUUUGUAAAUAUUUAAAGAAUCCACUGUAUUUUCAUUAUAACUAUGGUAAAAUGUUUGUACAGUUAUUAUACAAUCUAUUUUAUGACUUUGUUUCCGUUGAAGCUGUGAGUAAGUAUGUAAAAGUAAGUGUAUGGUCACAUCCAAAUUCAUAAGUGAUCCUGGCGACCUUGUUAAGACUUGUUGAGUGUGUGUAUAAUAAGUACUUGCUCUUAGACAUUUGCGUUUUAACAAAGCACUUUGACAAGAUGAGCUCUUGCCAUUCAUUCUCAUUUACAUAACGCUGUGUCCCAGCAGCCUACGCUUAAGUUACUUUUUAUUUGACAGCUGCACGACUCACUGCACUGUUUAACAUUUCCAUUAUAUGCAGUUAAUGAAAGCAAAGAAAUUCCUCCUCAUUUGCACCCUGCGCACAUAGCAGGGCCAUGUUCAUAUGCCUGAAUACACUAAACAAAGAAGGGAGUACUUAGUUAAUGUAUACGCACAAUGGUUUUUCAUUUAUCCUUUUUUUGUACCAAAAUAACCCAACAGGGAAUAGUGCUUCUAUGAUUUAUUUACAGUUUUUAAGCAAUACCUUUUUUAUUGUGAGGAUUUAUGUGUUAUACGGGACCACCAAGGAUACAUUUCCUUAAAAACAGUACAAUCAAACUAAUCUUAGAUGAAUACAAAUAAAUGUUUUCUGAUGAUUUAAUCAACACAAUUGUUUUUGAUAAAAAAAAUCUAAAAAAAUUAUUGACACAGUAAUGGAUCUAUAAAAAUGUAUUUAAUUCUAGUUUUUUGUAUAUUUCCUUUUGGUCUUUACUGUAUGGUGUAUAUGUCAGUUUUAGACAUUUGGACAACAGUACACUGUUUAAUGUGACAUACAGGGUAAAGAAAGGACAUUUUAAAUCUCUUUGAACAGAUGAUGGUGCACGUUUCUUUGCACUGAGGAUAUUAGAAGAUAUGUUAAUGUCAAAGGUGUUACAACAGCUCUGACCUGCCCUAAUUCAAAAUCCCUUCCAAAAAUGAGUGUGAUGGUUCACUGUGUUAAUAUUGUCUUUCACGUUUAACUGACAAAAACCUGCCUAGAUUCUGUUAUUAGUGUGAUGCAGCUCAACAGCCUAUUACUGGACUUCACCACAAUCACUUCUGAUGAUACGAUGCUGGAUUAAACAUGGCUGUGUGCUUGGAAUAAACACCAAUAUCACAGCAUGAACUGUAAAUUAGCAUUUUAAUCACCUUGUAAAUUGUAACAAAAAAAAAAAACACUGAUGACCAAAACAUAAUUUGAUGUGUAGAUGUUGUUUACACAAUUUGUCAAUCGAAAAAUGUUUAUGAAGUGUUAUUUAUCAUUUGUAACACAGAUACUAAUUUGUAUGAUUUUUAUAUAAAAAAAAGAAAUCAAAUUUCUUUCCCUGGCUGGAUUUAUAGUUUGCUUUCAUUUAUGAAUAAACACGUUUAUUCUACGGA
This is a messenger RNA of Cottoperca gobio, 6842 nucleotides long. RefSeq names its product DENN/MADD domain containing 4A (gene dennd4a). Gene Ontology annotation, biological process: regulation of Rab protein signal transduction. Gene Ontology annotation, cellular component: cytoplasmic vesicle. Lineage: Eukaryota; Metazoa; Chordata; Actinopteri; Perciformes; Bovichtidae. Bases 1 to 5193 code for a protein of 1730 amino acids. The record is from RefSeq and is a predicted model, not a curated record. Gene Ontology annotation, molecular function: protein binding. The transcript is spliced from 30 exons.